AUGUCAAGCAAGGCUGCCCUCAAGGAAGUGCGGACAGCGCUCGACUCGAAGAAUUUCGAGCUUGCAGCCGACAAAGCCAAAGCUCUUGUGAAGGAACAACCGCAGAACUACCAUGCGAAUGUCUUUCUCGGUCUUGCACAGGAUAAACUCAAUCGAACCCAAGACGCCGAAAAAGCGUAUUUCGCGGCCACUCGCAUCAAGGGCGAUGACAAGACGGCAUGGCAGGGACUUAUAAGCCUCUAUGAGAAGCAAGGAAAUCAGAAGCUUGAGCAAUAUCGAGAGGUGGUUAUAAACCUUGGUCAAAUAUUUGCCGACUUGGACGAUAAACACCGAUGCCAGGACACUGUGGACAAAUAUAUCGCCUUUGUUAAGAAGAAUGGAACUCGCCUACAGUAUAAGAAAGCCCUUGAGCUACAUCUACCGACCAGUCCUUUAUACAGCUUCCUCGAAGGUCGCAUACCCAAUCCUGCCCACACCUACCAGCGUCUCAUUGAGAUCACGGAAUCGGAAGAAAGAGAAUUCAUCAAUCGUGAAAUUGGUGAACGAAGAACCCGGCUCGGUGCGCGAAUCGACCAAGUGACGCUCGACGUAAAACGCGAGGCCUACAAACGAAGCGAGCUGGAACAGCUUUACCGUGGAAUAGUCAAUUGGUCUCAUGAUGAUCAAGUUCGACGGGCGUACGAGGAAAAGUUGUUACAGAGGGCUUAUGACAUACUUACUGUCUUACCUCCCAAUGAAAAGGACGCGAAGAGAGAAGAGGUGGUGCAGGCUGCUCGUGAUAUGGUGAUUAUCAAACACCCUUUCGAGCUUGCCUGGAAGAUCGUCCUAGAAUGGCAGGAUGUCGAAGACUUCUCUCAAUGGGACCGCGGAUUCUUGGAGGAUUUUAUCGAAUUUUUCCCUGAAAAUGACCUCACAAAGGUCCUCAAGGGCUUUCUGGGUAGUGACAUUUCUCCAUUCCCCAAAGAGCCCACCAAGCCGGGUCAAGAAGAGGCGGACAAGGUCGAGAAGGUCGAGAACGGUACCGCUAAUGGAGAUAAUAGUGAAGUGGCUGCCCAGGACCGACUUAUUUUGAUGGUGGAAGGUCUAGAAAUGUGCUCUACCUCCAUUGUUGCUCACAGGAUCAUGGGUGAACUCUACCUGUCGCUUGAGGAAUACGAGAGCGUCAUCCAUGUGUGCCGCAAAGGCCUCCAGAACCUACACGAUGCUGUCAAAAGGACGGGUAUCAGCCUACAAAAUACCGCUGAUUCCUUGAACAUCGCUCUUGCAAACUCCCUUAUCUACUACCAGUCUCCGCGAAAUCACCCAGAAGCUCGGAGUAUCUUCCAGGAUAUUCUGCAAAGGCAGCCCACCUCAACCAGCUGUCUUCUCGGCAUUGGUCUCAUCCUCAAGGUCGACGAAGACUACCCCGAAGCCGUCAAUUUCUUGGAGCGCGCUCUCGAACGAGACCCGUCAAACCUCAAGGUUCGUGGCGAAUUGUCAUGGUCUAGAGCGCUUAACGGAGAUCUAGAAGCAGGCCUAUCUGGACUUCAGGACGUGCUGGAGGAGCUGCAAACCUCGCAACUCGAAAAUCGAGACUUCAAAGGUGAAAUCCUCUACCGCAUCGGUUACUGUCAAUGGGAAAUCGACCCAUCAUCGUCCGCGCGCAAAGACAGAAAUGGUGCGUAUGCUAGUUUCUUAGCGUCCAUCCAAUCCAGUCUAAACUACGCGCCGGCAUAUACCAGCUUGGGUAUCUAUUAUGCCGACUAUAAGAAGGACAAAACAAGAGCGCGGAGGUGCUUCCACAAAGCGUUCGAGUUGUCGGCGUCGGAAAUCGUUGCAGCCGAGAGGUUGGCGAGAACGUUUGCAGACCAGAAAGAAUGGGACCUCGUUGAGGCUGUCUCUCAACGCGUCGUCGACUCAGGGAAGGCCAAACCCGCGCCAGGCUCGAAAAGAAAGGGAUACAGCUGGCCCUACGCUGCUCUAGGUACAGUUCAGAUUAACAAGCAACAAUACCCUAAGAGUAUCGUUUCGUUUCAAGCAGCUCUGCGUAUCAGCCCAGGCGACUACCAUUCUUGGGUUGGUUUGGGUGAAAGCUACCAUAACUCCGGAAGAUACAUCGCCGCUACAAAGGCAUUUGAGCAUGCCCAGGAGUUGGAAUCUACAUUAUCAAAGUCCGAUCAGGAACAGAUAUGGUUCGCUCGAUACAUGCUGGCUAACGUGAAGCGGGAGCUGGGCGAAUACGACGAUGCGAUCAGAAGAUACGAGGACGUGCUAAAGUUUCGCCCCAAUGAACUGGGUGUCACGAUCGCUCUGCUUCAAACACUUACAGAAAAUUCCUGGAAGAGUCUGGAAUCCGGACUGUUCAAUGACUGCGCCGAGCUUGCCGGAAGGGCUAUUAUGGUGGCCAAGUCACUGGCAACCGAGCGCGUCGACAUUUUCAACCUGUGGAAAGGCGUGGGAGAUGCAUGCACGAUCUUCUCUUACAUCAAGUCGAAAGCCAACAAGCUACCCAUGAACGAGAUUCGGGGGUUGCUUACUACACAGCUUGAACCCUCCGCUCUUGACAUUCUUACAGAUAUCGAUGAAGUGGGACAGAACUACCUGCCUGAACUCAAGGAUGAGAAGGAGGUUUCGAUUCUGGCAAACGAGUGCAUGUACGCUUCUAUCCUAGCCCACAAGCGUGCCAUACAUGUCUCGUUACAAGACAUCCACGCUCAGGCAGUAUCAUGGUACAAUCUUGGAUGGGCAGAGUAUCGAUCAUACAAAAGCAUCAGGCCAAGUGGAGAUGGAAAAAAGCAGUCUCGCAAGUUCUUGAAAGGAGCAAUGCGUUGCUUCAAAAGGGCCAUUGAGCUGGAAGCUGGAAAUUCCGAGUUCUGGAACGCCCUCGGAGUGGUGACUACGAGCAUGAGCCCACGGGUCGCACAACACGCUUUUGUCCGAAGUCUGCACUUGAACGACAGGAGCGCGCAAGUAUGGACAAACCUGGGAACUCUUUACCUCGUACACAACGAUAUCCAGCUAUCCAACGAAGCGUUUACUCGGGCGCAGUCAACCGAUCCAGACUAUUCACUUGCCUGGGUUGGUCAGGGUUUCCUAGCCCUCCUGUUCGGCGAACCACGAGAGGCUAGAGGAUUGUUCGAGCAUGCCUUUGAUAUUUCCCGGUCAUCGUCAAAAUUGCCGAAACAGCAGUACACACUUACUCUUUUCGACCAUCUUGUCACGGAUGCCUCCGCCUCAAACGAGGUCUCGCAGCUUAUCCAGCCAUUCUUCACAUUGUAUCAGCUUACUAGUCAAGACCCGUCUGAUCUUCCCUUCGUCCAUCUCUUCUCUCUUCUUGCCGAAAGAAUUGGUGAACUCACAGACGCUGAAGCCAGCUUGCGAAGUCUGUGUUCUCAUGUUGAAUCUGAGUAUGAGGUCUCGGAAUCCGCAGCAUCGCUCUCCAGGUUCGUGCAAGCCAAUGCCGAUAUUGCGCGCGUGCUCCUAGCACGUCAGGAAUACGAAGAAGCCGCCGAAAAGGCAGAGACUGCGCUUAUGCUGUCAGGCGAGGAUGAUUCCGAUAAAUUCGAGCCCGAAAUGUACAAGAACUUGCGCCUGUCGGCACAUUUGACGGCUGGUUUAGCGCAUUACUACAUGAGAGCGAUGGACAACGCAAUCGAUAUGUUCCGCGAUGCGCUUCAAGAAGCAGAUAACGCGCCAGAUGUCGUCUGUCUUCUCGCACAGGUAUUGUGGGCGAAGGGUGGGGAGGAGGAGCGAACAGUCGCUCGACAACAGCUGUUUGAAUGCGUGGAAAACCGUCCAGACCACGUCGGUGCAGUUACGCUGCUGGGAGCCAUUGCCCUACUUGAUGACGACAAAGACGUUAUCGAAGCUGUCGAGUCUAACCUCCACAACAUGAUCACGAGAGAUGACAUUGAGAUUCAUGAAAGAGCGAGACUUGUCAAGCUCUUGACAGCUAUCUCCUUGUGUAUCGCCAAUGAAUCGGGGGUUCCUGAAGAGACAAGACGUAUUGGAGAGGCGGCCGCUGCAGUGAUGAGAGCACCAUGGGACCCUGAGGGAUGGUUAGAGCUAUCUUCCGCUUCUCAGGAGCCAUACCCUGCUGAAAUGAGCGUCAAGACAGCGCUACGGAGUGUUCCUCCUCGUGGCAACCUCAACGCAGCCGAUCUAUCCAACGCAUAUGCACAGACCGGCAAGGCUAGUGAUGCAUUAAGGGCGAUCAUGGUCGCGCCAUGGAUGAAGAGCGGUUGGCAGGAACUGAGCCAUGUGGUCUCUUCGACCACUUGA
This is a messenger RNA of Aspergillus calidoustus, 4260 nucleotides long. The record is from the annotation of a GenBank genome assembly. NCBI's taxonomy places the organism in Eukaryota, Fungi, Ascomycota, Eurotiomycetes, Eurotiales, Aspergillaceae.